Messenger RNA from Diorhabda sublineata, 2266 nucleotides. It is a transcript of the gene vito, whose product is annotated as nucleolar protein 12. Bases 311 to 1000 code for a protein of 229 amino acids. Gene Ontology annotation, molecular function: RNA binding. The record is from RefSeq and is a predicted model, not a curated record. The transcript is spliced from 2 exons. Gene Ontology annotation, cellular component: nucleolus. Lineage: Eukaryota; Metazoa; Arthropoda; Insecta; Coleoptera; Chrysomelidae.
AGCCAUGAUGUCGAUGAGCGCGACUUAACAGCAUUAGUUAUUUCUGAUUGGUCAAAAAUAUAACUCGGCUACUCAAUACAGUAUCAUAAAACGAAUAAAUAAUACAUUAAUUUUUAUUAUUUUCGACAAUUAAUUAAAAGAAAUUCUAUUGAAUCAAGUUUGAAGUAUUAGAUUUUUAAUUAAGUCGGUUUAUUAUUUUUUAAAUCAAUAUAAUACAUUUGUUAGAUACUCGCUUGAUUGCUGUCAACAAUUGACAGUUGUCAAAUUUCAUGUCUAUACAUAUGUAGUAGAUUAAAAUAAAAAUAUAAAAAUGAGAUCGUCAAAUAAUAAUUUAAGAAAAUCAAAAAACAGAUACAAUAAAAUAAAUUUGAUAUUCGACGAAAAUAAAAGAAGAGAAUUUUUAACUGGAUUCCAUAAAAGGAAAUUACAACGUAAAAAGGAAGCUAAAGAAAAAUUCGAAAGGGAUCUAAAGGAGGAAAGGAAACGAAUAAAAGCCGAAGCAAAGGAAUCUUAUAAAAAAUUAGUAGUUUCACAUAGACCGAUUCCGGAGCUGGAAGAUUUAUUAAGCGAAAAAUACGAAGAUGAAGACGUAACUGUGAAAGUGUUAGAGCUCUCGACUAACGAUAUAGCGAAACAAAACAAUUGGAUAGGAACAAAUCAACCAAAAUACGAAGAUAUUGAUGAAGAUGAAAGUGAUAGUGGAAACGUCGAAGAAAACGAAAUCCCCGGUAUGGAAUUGAAACGAAAACCGAUAUUGAGUAAAAAGAAACAAGAAAAAAUAACGAAAUUUAAUUCGGAAAAAGAGGUUAAAAAGAUAUUGAAGAAACAGGCGACGAAGAGCAUGAAGAAAAGUAAAGUUUUCCAGAUGAAAAAUAAAAUGGAACGGCAAAAACAAAAGAAGAAAUCCAUGCAAAUGAAGAAGGAAAGGGUGAAAAUUCGAGAGAAAAAGGGGAGAAGAAACAAAAGAGGAAAGAAUAAAGGAGGGAACUAUAAUGAGUGAGUGAGUAAGCUUUGUGUUUUAUAUUUUUUUCACAUGGAUUUUUCUGUAAAUAUAUUUUUUUUAAAUUGAUUUUCAAUUUUUUUGGUGUUUUUUCAAAAUAUUUCGUGUAUUUUUGUCACAACUAAGCUUGUGGUUAUUUGAUUCAUAUUUGGAAUCUUAACAUAAUGUUUAGUAGAUAUAGAUACUUCUCCCUGUAUGUUUAAUUUUUGGUGAAUACAUUUAACAUAUAGUUGCAUGGACUGCCGCUCCUCGUAUUUUUCUUAGCAGAAGGUGAAGUGAUAAAACAUUGGUAAUAAUAUAAUAUCACGGUCCCAUUGUAGAUAAUUGAAAAAUCGACCAAUUUCAAUGAAUUUUUUUUCAAAAAACUUCAUUUUUUUGCCGAAAUUGUGAAAAAAUAGAUGGAAAAUAGUCUCCACAGCAAAAAGAAAAGUGGUGAAACCUUGGUAAUUUAAUAUUAUCGCGUUUCCCUCGUAUUUUGGGUCCAUAAAAUCGAAAAAUCUUCUGAUUUUAUGAAUUUUUUGCAAUAAUCUUUGUUCUUAUGCCAAUUUUAUGAAAACAAUAUGGAAAAUAGUCUCCCCAACUAAAGGUAAAGUGGUAAACCUUGGUAAUUUAAUAUUAUUGCGAUUCCCUCGUAUUUUGGGUCUAUAAAAUCGAAAAAUCUUCUGAUUUUAUAAAUUUUUUUGGAAAAAUCUUUGUUGUUUUGGCAAUUUUAUGAAAACAAUAUGGAAAAUAGUCUCACCAACUAAAGGUAAAGUGGUAAAACCUUGGUAAUUUAUUACUAUCGCGAUUUCAAUGAAGUUUUUCCAAAAAUCUUCAUUUUUUCCGAAUUUAUGAAGAAAAAUAUGGGAAAUAGUCUUCCCAACAGAAAUUAAUUGGUUUAAUAUGGAUAAAAUUACGAAUAUGCGCUGUUGCCAAUUGUUUUGGGAUUGUCACAAGCAAAAUGUCAAUUAAAACAAAAGUUUAGUUAGUUUACAUUUGAUAUAAUUCUGUAUAUUCUAAUUUGAAUAAUUAAAAUUAAAGAUCAACUACAGACCAUUAAUAAACUUACCUUACAAUCCAAUUUUAUUGAGGUUAUGUACUCUAAAACUACGUAUAUUUAAGAAAAACGUCACCGAUGUCAUUUUGUUUACAUUUUAAUCCUACAGAUGUCGCUCAAAAGGUAAGUUACUCGUAUAAAAACUAUAAUUCGAAUUCCAGGAUGAAAAUUGCAAUAAAUAAACUACAAAUUCAUAAUUCGAAUUUUUAUUUAAAAAAAUAAAGGAAAUA